AUGACAAGAAUUGCAAUUAACGGUUUCGGUAGAAUUGGUAGAAUUGUGCUAAGAAAUGCUCUAUCCAGAAAGAGCAUUGACGUUGUCGCUGUCAAUGAUCCAUUCAUUCCAACUGACUAUGCAGCCUAUAUGUUCUUGUAUGAUACCACUCACGGUAGAUAUAAGGGAGAAGUUUCCCAUGAUGACAAGCACAUCAUCGUGGAAGGCCACAAGAUCGCUGUGUUCCAAGAGAGAGACCCAGCUAACUUACCAUGGGGUAAGUUAAACAUCGAUAUUGUCAUCGAGUCUACUGGUGUCUUCAAAGAGUUAGACACUUGCCAAACACACAUCGAUGCCGGUGCCAAGAAAGUUGUCAUUACUGCACCUUCGAAUACCUCGCCAAUGUUCGUUUGUGGUGUCAAUGAAGAGACAUACAAGGGUCAGAACAUUGUUUCGAAUGCUUCUUGUACCACAAACUGUUUGGCCCCAUUGGCCAAAGUUAUUAAUGAUGAAUUCGGUAUUGAGGAAGGUUUAAUGACCACUGUGCACUCUUUAACCGCUACCCAAAAGACUGUCGAUGGACCAUCACAUAAAGAUUGGAGAGGUGGUAGAACUGCCUCUGGUAACAUCAUUCCAGCAUCUACUGGUGCAGCCAAGGCUGUCGGCAAGGUUAUCCCUGAGUUACAAGGUAAAUUGACCGGUAUGGCUUUCAGAGUUCCAACUUUUGACGUUUCCGUCGUUGAUUUGACAGUAAAAUUGAAGAAAGAAACUUCGUAUGAUGAAAUCAAGAAAUUAAUCAAGAGUGUUGCUGAGGGUAAAUUGAAGGGUAUUAUUGGUUACACUGAAGAUGCUCUCGUCUCGUCUGACUUUAUUGGUGACACACGCUCUUCAAUUUUCGAUGCUACAGCAGGUAUUCAGUUGUCUCCAAAGUUUGUCAAACUUGUUUCCUGGUACGAUAAUGAAUUCGGUUACUCUGCAAGAGUUGUUGAUUUAGCUGAAUACGUUGCUAAGAAGUAA
Kazachstania africana CBS 2517 is the source of this 996-nucleotide messenger RNA. RefSeq names its product type I glyceraldehyde-3-phosphate dehydrogenase. The transcript has a single exon. Gene Ontology annotation, molecular function: NADP binding; NAD binding; oxidoreductase activity, acting on the aldehyde or oxo group of donors, NAD or NADP as acceptor. Gene Ontology annotation, biological process: glucose metabolic process. The record is from RefSeq and is a predicted model, not a curated record. Bases 1 to 996 code for a protein of 331 amino acids. Lineage: Eukaryota; Fungi; Ascomycota; Saccharomycetes; Saccharomycetales; Saccharomycetaceae.